Molecule: messenger RNA, 1122 nt
Organism: Drosophila erecta
Lineage: Eukaryota; Metazoa; Arthropoda; Insecta; Diptera; Drosophilidae
Product: serglycin
Exons: 2
Coding region: 639-884 (81 amino acids)
Source: RefSeq, a predicted model, not a curated record
GCAUUGUCGUCUGCUGGAACGGGUUAGCCUCAGACGGAGACCGAGUUUGAGGUCAACGGGGGGAGAGAGUGGUGCGGGGGCGGUGCGAGCGAGGUUUCUGGCGGCUUGGAGGUGGUGCAGCUGGCACAGCGAUACUGACGCUACUUGCUGGUAGAACGGUGACGCAGUUGCUCCGCCAGACAUUGCACUCGGAUCGACGGAUCGUAUCGUAUCGUAUCGGACUGAAACGGAACGGAACGGAUUGGAUCGGCGUAUUUAAACCAGUUGUGGAAGUCGCUGGAGGGUCAGUAGAAAGUCCAGAGCAGAGCAGAUCGGUAACGAGCUGUCCGGAGCGUGAGCUGUGAAAUUUCCUUUCUUUUCUAUCCAAUGUGCAAUUUGCAAAAGUUUUGUGUCAAUGCCAAAAAUUAGCCACACGGAUUCCAAACAAAAAUUGUUGAAACAAGCAAGAUUGGGCAAACACCUGUCAUCGAAAAAAGGAUCGCGCACUGGAAACUCGGCCAACAACAAGGAACUUAAAGUACUCACCCUGUUGCAAAGUGUACCGUGAGCUUUGACUUCUCUACAAACGCAUUGGAAGCGCAGCUUUGUGUAAUCGGCAGAAAAUUUUGAAAGAAACCGAAGGAAUAUCUACUAACAACAUGGUCUACACCGAACGUACCGACAAGUGCCUGAGCAGCACCACCAAGAACAACCAGUCCACGAAGGGUCAGAACUACUCCAAGUCGAGCAGCGGCUCUGGAUCGGGUUCAGGAUCAGGAUCAGGAUCGGGAUCGGGAUCGGGAUCGGGAUCUUGGAGCAGUCAAGCCUCGAGUGCUGACAAGUGGAAGUACAACAACAUGGUGAAGAACGAUCGCCAGCAAUUCAAUGGGAUGCAUUUCUCCUAGAGGCUGUAGUAAAUCCUAUUGAAAUGUUCCUCUAGGAAUGUGGGGAGCCUUGAGAAAUGGCAAAGCUGGGGGCUGUAAACGUUGUUAUUUCUAUUUGGCUAAGCAGGGCUCGCUUUAGGUUAGUUUUGUAAGCCGUUUCAUAGACUUAGGUAUUGCCAUGUGAUACAAAAGAGAAAUCAAUCCAAUUGGCUAAACAAAUUAAAUCAGAAAGAGAUGCGCAAAAAGAGUUCAUUUUUAA